This is a messenger RNA of Saccostrea cuccullata (small rock oyster), 497 nucleotides long. RefSeq lists its product as uncharacterized. The record is from RefSeq and is a predicted model, not a curated record. The transcript is spliced from 3 exons. NCBI's taxonomy places the organism in Eukaryota, Metazoa, Mollusca, Bivalvia, Ostreida, Ostreidae. Bases 4 to 366 code for a protein of 120 amino acids.
AACAUGACAACAUUGGCAAAAGCGGAUCUAAGUGAGAUAAAAGCACUCGCUUCCCCUCCACGACUUGUAAUAAAUACACUUGAGGCUGUUUAUCUUCUUCUUGGAUACUCAGCUGCAGAAGCUGGGAACUACCAAUUCAUAAAAAGGGACUUGGGAAAGCCCGCAGACACCUUUUUAAGUCAGUUGAAUGGUUUUCAAGCGGAAAAAUGUGAUUCAGCAUCAGCAAAGAAAGCCAAAGCUUUGCUCAUAGAUGUUACAGUAGACAGGGCUAAAGCAGUUAGUUUGGCGGCAUCCAAAUUGGUGCUUUGGGCUUUGAAAGCGCUGGAAGAAUGUGAGACCGUCGGAAAACUUCAGAACAGUUCCUGAAAUUUCAGCAAUCUUAAAAUGUCCAAUGAUUUACAAAAAGAUUAUUGCUGUUAUAUAUUGAAUGUCAAAUUCAUGAAAAUGUUUGAUAUACAACCAAUUGUAAAACAUUACUAGUCAGGUUAUAAUUUCAA